AUGAGCAACUCGACAGGCAAUGCCUCCUCCUUCCCCAACCCUAUCACAACGGCCGCGGCGGCCAAUGCUCAGUCCGGUCCACGACGGAUGUCAAUUACUACAUUAGGCCUCUCUGGCUCUCCAACCCAACCAUCGCCUUUCAGCGCCUAUGUGGGCCGUCGGGAGAGUCUAUCCAGCUCAGAGAGUUAUGAAGACGCUAUCGAAGACAAUGACAACUCUCCUGCCAACAAUCCGACGUCUCCAUUGGCUAGGCGCGUCUCAUUUGGUGCUCAGGCAUUGAGGGAUGUGCGUGGAGGAAGCGGUUCUGGAAACGGUACUAGCACUCAAAAGCUUAAGAAUGAGAGAUCUGACCACUCUUGGCGACCUCUAGGCGAGGGUUUCAACUGGUCCGCUGCCCUCCGGACCAGAGCCGAACGGGCUCCUUCUAUUGGAGGCUCAAUGCCUACCUCCUCACACGCCCAGCCAGCGAUGUUGAACCCAAAUGAUCCCAACGCUUCAAAGGCGUAUCAUCAGCGGGCUGCUUCAAUCGCUAUCAUGGAGCAACCCACACACGAGAUUCCCAGAGAGCCGCGGCAGAACAAACCGGAUUUCUUCCAGGAGAAGAUCCUCCGAGCUGAUUUUAUGGAUUAG
Messenger RNA from Talaromyces stipitatus ATCC 10500, 630 nucleotides. RefSeq lists its product as uncharacterized. The record is from RefSeq and is a predicted model, not a curated record. The transcript is spliced from 2 exons. The coding region runs from base 1 to 630 and encodes 209 amino acids. NCBI's taxonomy places the organism in Eukaryota, Fungi, Ascomycota, Eurotiomycetes, Eurotiales, Trichocomaceae.